AUGCAAGAACCACAAGAAUAUCAUUCUCCCCACAGAAAGUUUUUACAGAAAGGGGUGUUGGUUUGUGUUGUAAUUUUAUUUAUUAUUUGUGGAACAUUAUCAAUUACUUUAUCAAAAACGUGUUAUACAUUACAAGCAGAAAAUUUUGAGAAUGAUUUGGUUUAUUUUAGAAAGCCAUUAUUCUUUAACUCCCUAAUGUUCUUUUCUAUGGCACUAUGUACUUUCCCUUAUUUAUUGUUGAAAUAUGUUUUCAGUGAUAAAAUGUCAAAACCAAAAGAAUAUACAAACAAACAUCUUUUGUAUCUCUUCUUUCCUGCUCUUUUAGCAUUCUCAGCAACAUACUUACAAAAUAUUGGAUUAGUUUAUAUUCAUGGAAGUGUUUUUCAAAUGCUUAGAGGUUCAGUAAUCAUUUUUAUUGCAUUAUUACAAUAUUUCAUUAAAAAAAGAAAAUUGCUAUUACAUCAAAUUAUUGGUGUAUUGAUUGUUGUUGUGGCUAUAGCAUUAGUUGGUUCAAGUAGUUUUAUGAUUCCUUCAAAUAAGAAUCCAGGUGCAACAACACAUUCUAUUCAUAAAUUUAUAGGAAUAUCAUGUAUUCUUUUUGCACAACUUCUUAAUGCCUGUUCUGGAUUAGUUGAAGAAUCAUUGUUACAUGAUGCAGAGAUUCCACCGUCAUUGAUAGUUUCUGUAGAAGGAUGGUUUGGAGUAUUAUUUAGUGUUGUUACUAUAUUAUUCCUUCAAUUUAUGCCAAUUCCAGCUGAUACUUUAAUUAAAGAAAAUACAGCUGAAACACUUCUGAUGAUGGUUAGAAAGCCAACAAUCUAUGCUCUUGUUAAUGCAUAUGUGUUAGUUGUUUUAUUCUUUAAUCUUACAGGAAUGACUAUUACGAGCCAAAUAAAUGCAUUAACAAGAAAUGUUAUUGAUCCUUUAAGAAUGAUUACUAUUUGGCUUACAGGUUUAUUUAUUCAUUAUGUUAUUACUAAUAAACUAGGAGAGGCUUUGUCUUGGGCAACACUCAUUCAGGUAUUUGGAUUUAUUGUAUUAGCUAUUGGUUUCUUUGUUUAUGCUGGAAUUAUUCCAUUGCCAUUUUUUGGUACUACAAUAAAAACAGAAAAUGAAAAUAUUCAACCUAUACUUCAAGAUGAUGAAAUUGAUGAAAAUGAAAUGAAUAUUCAUAAAGAAGAUUAA
Messenger RNA from Entamoeba histolytica HM-1:IMSS, 1185 nucleotides. RefSeq lists its product as uncharacterized. The transcript has a single exon. NCBI's taxonomy places the organism in Eukaryota, Evosea, Mastigamoebida, Endamoebidae. Gene Ontology annotation, cellular component: membrane. The record is from RefSeq and is a predicted model, not a curated record. Bases 1 to 1185 code for a protein of 394 amino acids.